Rotaria socialis is the source of this 1575-nucleotide messenger RNA. The record is from the annotation of a GenBank genome assembly. Lineage: Eukaryota; Metazoa; Rotifera; Eurotatoria; Philodinida; Philodinidae.
AUGAUUCGACGUAUACUAUCGAAUAAUGCAUGUUUUUCCUUGCAACACACAUCCUAUUUAUUAUCAUUCGCUCGAACUCGCAUAAUUUCACAAGUAUGUUAUCAUAGUGAUUCAAUUGAUGGAGGUUUUCAAGAAGAAACACCAUUCGAUGAACAACGAUUAUCUUCGCAGGAAGCAUCAGGCAUAUUACGAGCGCAUGAAGCCAGUAUUGAUCUUGAAGCAAAUUGCCCAGUAAAAUAUUAUGAAGUUAAUUAUCUCGGUGCUAAUAAUCCACCGGAGGAUCGACAAGCUCAAGCACGUAUUCAUUCAGUUGAUUCAAAUAUGUAUCUAUUUGGUGUAUUCGAUGGACACGGUGGCCCAUGGUGUUCAGAUGCCGUUGGUCAACGUCUAUUUGAAUAUAUUUCUGUAACAUUACACUCACCCAAUGAUCUCGGAAGAAUAAUGAAAGAAGCGAAACGAUUAGUGAGCACUCAUCAAAGUCAUAUUCAUAAUCACGCUCAUGAUAAAACAACAUUGAAUGCUAUAACAUCACUUCUACUUCAUUCAUAUUAUAAUCCAUAUAAAGAUACACGAAAUUCAAAAAUAAAAGAAAUGCAUCAAAUGAAUUUAUUGAAACAUAUUGAAGAUCUUUACACGAAUUUCGAUCAUGAAAAUACCGAUAUCGUGGCUGCAUUAGAAAGUGCAUUUGUUAAAUUAGAUCGAGAUAUAUGUGCUGAAGCAAUACCUAUUGAAACACAACAUGUUGAUGAAGAUUUAUUACAAAUUUGUACAGCUGGUUCAUGUGCAUGUGUUGCAUUAGUUAAAGAUGAUGAUCUUUAUGUAGCGAACUGUGGUGAUGCAAGAGCUAUUCUUGGCACCGUUGACGAUGAAGGUAAUCCAGCAGUUAUUGAUCUUUCACACGAUCAUAACAUACGUAAUCAAGCUGAAGUAAAACGUGUGGUACGUGAACAUCCAUCGAAUGAAGCAAAUUCCAUCAUACGUAGUGAUCGUUUGCUUGGCUUAUUGAUGCCAUUUCGUGCAUUUGGUGAUAUACGUUUUAAAUGGCCAGCUAAUUAUCUUCGUGAAUAUUUACAACCGUAUUAUAAAAAAGGCGAUGCUAUACCGCAAUUUUAUUUAACGCCACCCUAUUUAACAGUUCGACCCGAAAUAAGAAAACAUAAAUUAACGAAAAAAGAUAAAUUCAUUGUAUUAGCUACCGAUGGUGUUUGGGAUUUAUUAUCGUCGGAAAAAGUUGUACAACUUAUAUUCAAUCAUCAAAAAGGCAUACAAAGUUUUGAUCGAUUCGUAUUGCAUAAAACUGGUAAUACAACAACGCUUAAAUUAAAAGACAUCAAUGAAUUACUACUAGCACGGCAACAAGCAAUUAAAAAUCAACCGAUCGAUCAAAAUUCAGCAACGCAUUUAAUACGUCAAGCACUUGCGUACACGUCAAAAGGACAGUUCGAUAGUAAACUUUUAUCUGAUGUAUUAACGUUUCCUAAUCCACGUUCGAUACGUGAUGAUAUGACAAUAACUGUUGUUUAUUUUGAUCAAGAUUAUAUUGAUCAGAUACAAACAAAAGGAAAGACAAAAUAA